Lymnaea stagnalis (great pond snail) is the source of this 2065-nucleotide messenger RNA. The record is from the annotation of a GenBank genome assembly. Lineage: Eukaryota; Metazoa; Mollusca; Gastropoda; Lymnaeidae.
AUGCUGCAUACUGUGUAUUUCAGGCCCGGCAAGUUCAGCUCCGACGUCCACAAGGUGACGUACUGCCUGGCGGUCGCCUACGUCACCCGCAGGACGCUGAGGAUCAAACCGUUGUGGUGGCUCGCCGGCUGCGCCAGGAGAAAGACUGGCGACUACGUCACGUGGCAGCACCUGCUGUCCGGCGACGUCUGGCGGCGUAGGGCGAGCUACGCCGGGGUGUUGGAACUUUCCAGAGGCGGAUUUGACAUUUUGGUGAACGCCGACGAGGAGCACCCCUCAACAUUGCCAGAUUUCUUCACCAACGUCAUUCAGCCGUCAUUUACAGAACGUAUCCGGGAAUUUCACGAAGAACCGGAAGUUUGGCUUGUCGGUCAGAUGGCGGAUUUCAUAUUAAAACCGUUAAAAUCCAAGGUUGGAAAAAUAUUUCCCUCAUCUUUCUUUUUUUUACUAUACACGAAAACCUUAACUAACUUUGUAUCACUUUUACAUCUAACGUUGAAAUCAAAAUAUGGUUGGUUGUUCACUGGGGCGUCUUCAAGUUAAUAAAUCACUUUCCCCACAAAAUCUUUUGAUUGCAACCCUGUCUCAUUUCAGCUGUCUAUGAAUCCAAGAUAUGGCCUUAAAUCUCAUCACGUAAGAGAAAUAGGUAACAUUAAAACUCAGAUCGUAUAUUUCCCAACAAGAAAUGUGCUUGCAGGUGGGAUCCAGGGCGCUGGCAGGGAGGAAUCAUUGUUAUAGAUUUGUUUGGUUUAUAGCACUGCCUGGGCAACCCAUAUUCCAUUCUUGGUAGGUGAGAUGUGGUGUUUGAUGUGUGGGGCGUGUUGCUUGAUAUGUUAGAUGUGGUCUUUGACGUAAACGCAGCAAAUAUAAUCUUCUAAGACGGCUGGAAAUAAUGGUUUGCCUGUCAGACAAACCGACUUAACACUCUCCACGAAUAUAUCGUGCCCACCACACACUUUCCUUUGACCCGCUCUCCCUCUCUCUAUCUCUGUCUCUGUCUUUCUCUGUCUCUGUCUCUGUCUGUCUCUGUCUGUCUCACUCUCUCUCUCUCUCUCUCUCUCUCUCUCUCUCAUUCUCUCACACACACUCACACACAUGCAUGCCCCAUUCUUAAGAAAAGUUUUACGUUCCCCAAUGAUUGGUUUAUCAACGGUGUCAACCUAACCCACACUAGGAUGCUUGCGCCCUGAAGUGGUGAGAGAAAGCAUUUCAAAGAAUGCGAGGAAACACAUUGAGACAGCAGCUUUUACAUUAUGGUUUUGAUAUAACUUUUUAGAUAAUUUAAACAUUUCUUCGUUAACAAUUCCUUUGUGUAAUAUGUUCCAAGUUUAUUUUUAUAGUUCCACAGGUCUCUGAAAUUCAACAAAUAAAUAAGGAAUCCAAAUUCGUUCAAGUUUGAAAUGGAUUGGGACUUUUAUAAAGGGCGGUGGGGGUGGGGGUAGUGGGAUGAGACUUUGUUAAACGAUUUGUUUGGGGAUGUGGGACUAGUUAAAUACUUUCUCUAGGGUGCGGAUUAUUAAAGAAAGGUUUGGAUAGCACUGUAUUAUAAUUAAUUAGAACAAACUAGUUUUUUUUUCCUUACACAUAUUUUUCUUAAAACGCAAAUCUUCAACAUGUACUCCCCUAGGUUGACUUGAAUAAAGCGCGGGAAGAAAUGGCUUUCAGGCAUCCAAUCGUUGGCCUCUAUCUCCACCGUACAGACAACACCAGCCAAUCACUUGCCUCGCUGAUGAAACAUGUGAUCAGCUUGGGACAAGAAGGACAAUCGUUCAAGACGCGCGUAUUUGUCGUGACCCUCGACCCUGACCUCUUCAAGAUGUUGCAAGAAAUCUUCCCCGAAUACACGUUUCUACAGCGGAAGAGAUCCGACAAGAAAGACUUCCUCACACAAGAGCUCUACCUAGAUGUGUAUUUCCUGUCACGGUGCGACUAUCUUGUGUGUAGUUUCAAGUGGCACAUGUGUAGACUCGCCUAUGAGCUGAUGCAGACGGCUCGCAGUGACUUCUCAGGCCGGGCGUUGGAGCUGAGUCAAAAUUGGUUCUUUGGUGGUUUUAGGAGACCCUGA